Molecule: messenger RNA, 1917 nt
Organism: Musca vetustissima
Lineage: Eukaryota; Metazoa; Arthropoda; Insecta; Diptera; Muscidae
Product: glycerophosphocholine phosphodiesterase GPCPD1
Exons: 1
Coding region: 1-1917 (638 amino acids)
Biological process (GO): glycerophospholipid catabolic process
Molecular function (GO): glycerophosphocholine phosphodiesterase activity; starch binding
Source: RefSeq, a predicted model, not a curated record
AUGAUUAAACACUUUGAAGUUGAGCUGCACGAGGCUUUGAGACCCGGAGAAGGACUUGGCAUAACUGGGGAUCAUGUAAAACUGGGCCACUGGAACGUUGACAGGAGUCUGGAAAUGAAACAGCGAAGACGUAACCCCCUUCGGUGGUUCCUGAAAAUACCAAUGUGCUCGGCACUGCGAAUCUAUUAUCGGUUUUUCAUCUACUACAAGGAUUCAAGGGGACUAAAGAGGAUACGACGGUGGGAAGGACAACAGCAUGCUCGUGUACUUGAAGCCUACGAAAUGUACCGUAACCAGGGCUCAUUGAAGUUCGGCGAAGCUCAUCCCACGGCGAUUGGGGGAGGUGUGCAAAACGAGAAAGGAUGGUUGCGUGGAGAACUGAUAGUACAAAUAAAAUUUAUUUGGCCGCAACACAUUCGCUUCACAUCGUUUUCACACUUCAUACGAAAUCUGAAAUACAACAUAAAGCUGGAAAGUUUCCCUUUGGAUGAGUCCCGGUCGGAGUUAAAUAGCGAUGUCGAAAUUGAAGUAGCCCGCUUCGUCUUUAAAAAAUCGAAUUUACGAGCUCAAAGUGGAUUGGGUGAAUUCUAUAAGCCUGGUCAGACAAUGAUCUACCACAUAACAGUUCCACUGGGCUUUGAAAACUACUACGUUCUCAACAUCAAAUCCAGGGAGGGAGAACAUUUGGGCGAAGUUACUAUCCUCGGGUCCUACUUUCAAUCUGGCGAAGGCAUCUUGGAGUUGCCCAUUAUCGAGAAGUGGCAAAAACAGAGAAUUGGCUGGCUGACAUUGCCCUAUGUUCGGAUAGAGCCUCUGCCAAUUGCUGCAGAAUUAAAUUUCAGGUCGAGUUUUCAUCAUUAUUGGCCACCGAACUGGCCCACCCUCGACGUGGCCCACAGGGGGGUAGGUAAAAGCUUUUAUUACCACUCGGCAAGGGCUUUAGAAAAUACGAUUCAAAGUUUCCUCAGGGCCUACAGACUACACAGUGACAUGGUGGAACUGGAUAUUCAGCUGACUAAGGAUUACGUCCCCAUAGUUUACAGCGAUUGUGGCUUUUACACGGCGAAUCAGAGGAACAAGGCAUCCAAUUUCGACAUGCAUUUUGUCUACAUCAAUCGGAUGACCUAUGAAGAAUUGCGGCAGCGCCGAGUAUUUGUAUUCUUAAAUGGAGCCAUGGUUGAGCUGUCGCACUUGAAUUCGGAUUUUGUGGAUGAACGGGAAAUGCUAUUUCCUCGUUUGGUGGAUGUCUUCAAAUACCUACCCUUAUCGGUGGGCCUCAUAAUGGAGGUGAAAUGGCCCCAAUUGUUAAGCAGUGGGUCCUUGGAGUAUCUACAGUCCUUAGAUAAGAACAAAUAUGUCGACACCAUUCUGAUGGCCAGCAUGCAGAAUAGUUGUGGUCGUCCACUGAUUUUCACUAGUUUCGAUGCCGACAUAUGUAGCAUGAUACGCUUCAAACAGCACGUCUUUCCCGUUGUCCUAUUGACGGUUGGUCAGAGGAGCCCUUGGGAACCGUAUGCUGACCUACGUACCAGAUCUCUGACAAGUGCAAUCAACUUCGUCCAAUCCUCGGAGAUACUGGGAGUGUCCAUACAUGCGGGUGACUUGAUUCAAUCUGUCCCAGAGCAGGAGUUGAAAGCACUGUUCCAAUUACAACAGGUACUCUUUGUAUGGGGAGACCAAUUGAACACUUCGGCAGCACUAGUCAAUUUGAGGCAUCUGGAAGUGGCCGGACUGGUCUAUGAUCGCCUAGACGAUUUGGUGGAGAAAAGAAAGCGCUUCUCAUUCUUCCAAGCACCUGAAAUGCAGCAAAUUUUCUUACGGCAAUGUAUCGUUGCCGGCAAUGUCAGUGUAAGUGAAGGCGCGCCGGACACACAUUCCCCAUUUUGGCCUCGAGUGCGCACUGCAGACGAGCUGUAG